AUGGCGGAUUUAUUCAUAACGUUCCACGAGACCUACAACGGCAAUAUCAACUGUAUCAUCAAAGGUACACAGCAACAAGAGAUCGCAAUCAUUAAAGCCGUUAUGAUACUCGCUGAUAUCUUUCAGUUGCAGAGUGAUACAAGUGUAAUUUGUCAGACAGUGCUGAAUUUGCGUUCAUCGUUACGUUCGAAUAUAAUCGGAGAAGAUAAACGAGAAAGAUUGGAGCUGCUGGCACAGCAAACCGUUACGAAUAUACAGUGCACCGCGAAUGGAGCCGACGGAGUUUCAGUGAUUAUUUCGGGUCCAAUCAGCGGUGUUGUUAUCGCUAGAAAAUAUAUCAUUGUA
Molecule: messenger RNA, 345 nt
Organism: Anisakis simplex (herring worm)
Lineage: Eukaryota; Metazoa; Nematoda; Chromadorea; Rhabditida; Anisakidae
Source: the annotation of a GenBank genome assembly